UCGCAUGAGGUUGUGGUACCACGCGUUCCUUUCAUCUCAGGAUAUAAGUUUAGUUCUUUUAUCCUGCUGAGCUGCAUGUUAUGAAUUGAUUUUGUUAUACACUUGUACGGUUUGAUAGCGUGAAGUGUAGAGACACUAUAGUGAACGUGUACUGUGAUUUGGAAUUAAACGUUGAUAUCAGAAGAUUGAUAACUUUUAUACAGUUUUGUGUUAGAAUAGAUUUUAUAAGAUAAACUGAAGGCAAAUCCUUCAGAGUUAUUUAUUGCAAUGACAUCGACAUAAGUACCUACUAGAAAUGAUGAACCAAGAAGCCACGAGUCUGGCAAGCUUCACGGUGCAGUCUCCUGACCAAUCAUCCAUCACUCCGGUCUACGACUACUCCGAUGUGAUAAGCUCGUCCCCUCUCAUGCAAGAUGUGGGGGGCAUUGGCACCCUCAGCUACAGCCACCUGUCUCGUAAUCACCCGUAUUCCUCUUUCACUAAUCCCUCCCUCGGAGGUCAGCAGAUGUUUCAGCAACACCAGAACUCGUUGCGCUACACGGCGGCCCAGAAUGGACCUCUCCUCUACCAAAUGUCUUCAGCAGAAAGCCACGCUCGAGGAACUCCGCCGUACCCACCGCCCUCAGGCGGCCAAAGGUGGGACGCUGGUCGAGGGGGGGAACGCUCCAAAAAGCUGGGGCGUAUCAAGCGACCCAUGAACGCUUUCAUGGUCUGGGCCAAGACUGAAAGGAAGAAGCUGGCCGAUGAAAAUCCUGAUCUGCACAAUGCUGAUCUCUCCAAAAUGCUCGGAGAACGUUGGAAGCAGAUGCCUCAGGAGUUGCGAAGACCUUAUACGGAAGGCGCCGAGAGGCUGCGGGUGGAGCACAUGAUACAAUAUCCAAACUAUAAGUACAGACCAAGACGGAGGAAGCCGCAGGUGAAGAAGGUCAACGGCAGCAAUGCCAACCAGAACAGCAACAAUAACAAUUCAAUCACAACUAAUAACAAUAACCAGGUGAAUGGUAACUCCUGCAGAGUUAGCAUGUCCGUGAAAAACAAUUCGGCUUCUUCGGGGAGCUCCUUGAACGGUUCCACGAAGACACUGACAACGGCAACUCCAAAGACCCAGUCAACAAUUACUACCACGACUACCAUCAACCAAGUGCUUGUUGUAAAGAAAGAGGAAACUAUCAGAAUGGAACAACCUAGUCUACUGGAGGCGACUUUGACGGCACAAGUGGCCACCCCUUUAAACUCGAGUCAUGUCGCAGCGUCCACCCCAGACACUCUAUGUCCUAAGAUUUUAUCUCUGCACACUCCGGAUCAUUCCCCAACCUGCAGUCCUCAGCCGGGAUGGCCUCCUCCAGGUCUCCUCAUGACGGUUCCUAGCCUCACCCCAACCUCUCUUGCUGCUCUCCCCACUCCCCCUGAAGCGUCCCCACAUGACCAUGAACAUCACGGCGAGAUGCACCACAGUAUCAAUCAACAGAUAGAGCAAAAUCAUCAGCAUUACAUGCAUCAUCACUUGCAGCAUGCACACCUUCCACAACAUAUGUCAUCUCAGCAGCAUUUAGCCCAUCAACUGCAACAGGAAAGCAUCCAAAGACAAACGCUGCAACAACAGCACUUGCAACAACAACAACAGUCUCACCUAACCCAACAACACUCUCAGUAUCAAUCACAUCAGAUGCAACAACAGCAGCAUCAAUACAUGUUGCAGCAACAGCAAAUCACCGCAGACGACCGAUCAAUGGUCGCUGCCAAAUCGUGCAUGAUGACUCACCCAGGAGACUCACCACAGUCCUACCCUCAGUACACUCACUACCAGCAGAAUUACUACACUGGCAUGGGACUUGAAUAUCAAGACUACCAAGGGGCGCAAGAAGCUUAUUAUCAGAGCUUGCCUCCAUACGAAGCUCAGCAAUACCCAACGAGUCCAUCAUGUUAUUCCCAGAACAUGCAGCACUUCGUUCAUAACGCAGGCGACAGAAUUGAAGUGAAAUCUUGCGACACGACUCCAGAAGUGCACGGCAGAGCAGACGCGAGUGCAGGAGUGUCUCCGCUGUCGGCAGGAGCGACCCUUGCGGACGGAGGGACCAACAACGUAGUACACCCUGUGGUGGAGGCGCUCACAGAUUUGGACCGUUCUGAGUUUGGCAUUUAUCUUAAAGGCGAGGAACAUCGGACCUCGUACACUGCCUCCUAUUCCUGCGCUUCUACUGGCAGGUAUUUUCAGAGCGUGACUGCGCAACAAAGUUACUACGGAGAUGACGGGACGUCUAACUUGGCAAUUAAGAAGGAACAGCCAGAGAACGACUGUUCGCUUCAACCUCAGCCUCAAAUUUUAUCAGACUCUGAGAACCAAAUACAAACACCGGAAAACAACGCUGAAAAUGACACUUCUGUGCUCCUGUCUGCAUUAGCUGAUGCUCGAGAAAUAUGUUACGAACAUUCAUAGAAAAUAUUCAAAGUGAUAUAAAAUUGAUUUCAUUGUCCAUAAGAUAUUUAUUUCUUUGGCCUGCUUGUAAAGACGUUCGAUAAAUUCAAUGGCUACUUCGAAAAAUUUAUACCCCGGAAUCUCGUUAGGAAUAUUUUAUGGCAAAUAAAAUACCGUAAAAACUUCCAAAAUAUCAUGUGAAUUCAAGUAAUAUGAGUUCAUGAACCAACUGAAUGCUAGUGAGACUUCAAUAAACAGAGAAGAAAGAUAUACCUUUUCACGGAAGUCAUAAAUGUAUUUCUAUGUGUACAUUAAGUCAGUCUCGAAUUCAUAUUUACUUUUCAAAUAUAAAUUUAUUCGGAAACUUUCCAUUGCCAGAUAAUUUAUAUUGCCUUUUAGUUUGAUUUUAAGAGUAAGGAAAAUCGUUAAUCAAGGAUUGCAUGAAAGCAACACAUUGGAUCCAUCAACCGAUUUUUUAAAUUAUUCUGUGUUGUUUUGGGAUUUUACUUUGACAAAUAGUCUCCUAUUUCCCGCUUGUUUAUAUUGUUAACUAUCAUUACAAACCUUAUUUGUAUAAUAAUGGAUGUAACAAAUAAUUAAUCAAUAUUUCUUAGCAAAAUGUAUCAAAUCACAAGGAAAUUUUGAUCCCGAAUUGAAUUCACAAGAAAAUUUUGAUCCCGAAUUGAAAAUUUAUCAGUUUAAAAAUGGCCCCUUUUUCCCAUAUCUACCUAAAGUGGACAUUAUAUAACUUUAACGCUCAGUUUUCCAACACAGUUGAAAGUGCAUAGUAUGCAUAUAUUCCUCCACACUAGAGCCCAAUUUCUGUGGGAUUUUUAUUUAUGUUUUAAUUGUAAGAUAUGUAAAUCGAGUGCCUUGGACAGGAUCUUGAGGUCUAUUUAACCAACAUAUGAGAUGCAUGUUAAAAUAUGCGUAGAGCAAGUCUAUCAAUGUGUAUGAGUGUGAUGCAUAAAUAUAUUGAGCGUCAGAAAUAGGUUGUAGUCAUCGAGUUUAUUAGCAUAGGAUAAUUAUCAUUGCAACUACCGUCUGAAAAUAUUUACGUUGUGCAUCUUGGUAGCAUUAAAAAUGUUUUUCUGAGCGACUGUUGAAUACCGGACAAAUUCUUCAAAAUGAGAGGCCCAAGCGCAGAGUGUACAAAAAUUUAAAUAGAUGAGGUAAAUUUAAACAUUUAUUACAUGGGAUAUCAGUGUGACACCAAUUUCGAAAUUAGUUAUAAAGUCAAAAUUUUGUGAAACGGAAACUAAAUUCUAGUUAAGUUCUUUAAAUAGUUUUGGUGCCUGUAGCUGGAAAAUUAUCCAUAUUCUUCAGAACAUAGUUAAUUUAAAAUUAAGCUUCAAACGCCCAAAAAUCAGCAAAAACAUAUCCGGAAGAGGAACAUCUCACUUGGACACAUAUGAUAAUGAACGGCAAACGACGUUAGCCGUCGAAGAAAUUAGUGACGUUUGUACAAUAUUAGUGAGUAGAAAUUAUUAUUUUUAUUAUGCAGAUAUUCUGCAGUAUUACUUGCGUGAAAUAAAGUAAGCUAAAGAAAACGUUUUACAAAAAGACGAACUACUAUAUUUAUGUAGCUGGAUAAAAAAGCUCUAACUUCACGAGAUGGUACACUUUGGAAUUGAAUGGAAACUCUUGAUAAUAUAGCUAUCCGUUUCUCGCAUACCGAAUCAUAUAUGACAGACUUCAAAUAAAGAUGCCACUACACUUCUAACGAAGACUUUACGAUUAAUAUUUACACGUUAUUAACGGUGUAGUGGCAUAGUAACAGUUAUGGCCCAAGUUACAGUUAUAAUACAUCUAUGCUGUAGACGAGAUGACGAACGUCAGGGGCUUUCUUUGUCCUGGUAAAUUUACUAGGAUACGCAUGUUCUGGAUUUCAGGUUAAAUAUACAAUUGAACUAUGAGAGAAUAAUAAAAUUUGAUUUUAGAUGAAUGGAUUCACCAUAGGAAGGAAAAGAUCGGGUGAGUUCCAUCGAAGUAAAUGAUAACGAAGAUUUCAAUGUUAAAGUAAAAACCGUUUAAUAAGAAUUCGGUUUUCAACUAUAAAUGUUAUUAAAUUAUUACCAUUUAUUUAACAAACAAUUGUCCUCGAUACAAGAAAACUCACUUACUAUCUACUAGUAAUUUACUAAUUUCCACUUCAUUUGUGGGAAAACCACAGCACCCUGCGCUCUACAGUAUUAAACCGAAAGCUUCCUCCAUGAGUCUCUAUAUCAAGUUAAAUGUAGAAGACAACUGCCAUCGUGAUGAAUGCAUCUUAAUCCACUAUCGAACGGUGACAAAUUGCAUUGAUAGAAUUCGAUUUAAAAAUGUAAUUUUCAACAAUCCUUGUUUUAAUUUUUCCUCUGCAUUAAUUAGGCAUAUCUUUCCUGUUUUCUUUUUCCAAAUUGGUGUGAGAAAAUCUAUAAUUUUUCAACAUGCGUAACCCACAAGCCACUAAAAAGAAUUAUAUUACGUAAAGAGAAUCAGAAAUAUUAUCACAUCAAUUCAUUGAAUAAAUUCGAUAAAUUUAAUUCUAGAACCUUCUUUGUUCAAA
Molecule: messenger RNA, 4964 nt
Organism: Hyalella azteca
Lineage: Eukaryota; Metazoa; Arthropoda; Malacostraca; Amphipoda; Hyalellidae
Product: transcription factor SOX-9
Exons: 5
Coding region: 296-2437 (713 amino acids)
Biological process (GO): cell differentiation; anatomical structure morphogenesis; regulation of DNA-templated transcription
Molecular function (GO): DNA-binding transcription factor activity, RNA polymerase II-specific; RNA polymerase II cis-regulatory region sequence-specific DNA binding
Source: RefSeq, a predicted model, not a curated record